AUGAAGCUCUCCAAUUUGAUAGUUUGUCCUUUACUAAGCGCAUCGACAUGUCUCGCACACUGGAACUACGACCGUAUAAUCGUUAAUGGCGAGAUUAUUGGCUCACCAUAUGAAUACGUUCGCAAAACCAACAAUUCCAACUACCCUCUUCAAGACGUCAAUUCCAUAUAUAUGCGCUGCAACUCCGGUGCAGAAUCUGGUGUUGCAAUCAACACCAAAACCUACACCGUUGCUGCUGGCGAUAUGCUAGGCUUCGCAGUCAAGGAUACUUUCGGCCACCCUGGACCACAACAGAUUUACCUAUCUAGAGCGCCAGGCCCUGCCGCUGAGUACGAUGGCUCAGGCGACUGGACAAAGAUCUACAGCUUGACCUAUUCUUUGAACUCGAGCUACGGCGCCAGCGACGGCAUCCUCAAAUGGGCAACCCACAACGCGCGAACGUUCAACUUCAAGCUUCCUUCUGAAACACCAUCAGGCGAAUAUCUGCUCCGCGCCGAAGGUCUCGCGCUCCACGCAGCACAUAAACCAGAUAACUACCAAUUCUAUAUUGCUUGUGCGCAGAUCAAUGUCGUGGGCAGUGGUGUGGGUGUUCUGGGCCCGACGAUCAAAUUUCCGGGUGGAUACCAGUGGAAUUCAACGGGCGUGCUGAUACCAGAGUUUUGGAGUAGGAUUACGAACUAUACGGCUGCAGGACCGACAUUGUGGCCAGAAGGAACAAUGGAGGCGCAUGUUUUGGAUGGCACAAAGAAGACCGGCGCGGACUGA
Messenger RNA from Alternaria arborescens, 765 nucleotides. RefSeq lists its product as hypothetical. The transcript has a single exon. The record is from RefSeq and is a predicted model, not a curated record. Lineage: Eukaryota; Fungi; Ascomycota; Dothideomycetes; Pleosporales; Pleosporaceae. The coding region runs from base 1 to 765 and encodes 254 amino acids.